Molecule: messenger RNA, 1292 nt
Organism: Racocetra persica
Lineage: Eukaryota; Fungi; Glomeromycota; Glomeromycetes; Diversisporales; Gigasporaceae
Source: the annotation of a GenBank genome assembly
AUGAGAGAAAUUAUUCACUUACAAACCGGUCAAUGUGGUAAUCAGAUUGGCCAAAAAUUCUGGGAAGCCAUCUCUGCGGAACACGGCCUUGACGCUACAGGUGCCUACCAUGGUGACAGCGACUUACAGUUAGAACGCAUUAAUGUAUAUUACAAUGAGGCAAUGGGUGGAAAAUAUGUCCCAAGGGCUAUAUUAAUAGAUCUUGAACCUGUAACUAUGGAUUCAAUCCGAUCUAGCCCGUACGGCUCCCUUUUUCGACCAGAUAAUUUCGUGUUUGGUCAAUCUGGUGCUGGUAAUAAUUGGGCUAAAGGUUACUACACAGAAGGUGCUGAAUUAGUCGAUUCUAUCUUAGAUGUUCUUCGUAAAGAGUCAGAAUCCACCGACUGUCUUCAAGGUUUUCAAAUCCGUGAAGAAUAUCCUGAUCGUAUGCUGUGUACUUUCUCGGUAGUACCAUCUCCAAAGGUUUCUGAUACCGUUGUUGAGCCAUACAAUGCGGUGCUUUCAGUUCAUCAAUUAGUAGAGAACAGUGAUGAAACCUUUUGUAUCGAUAAUGAAGCCUUAUAUGAUAUUUGCUUCCGUACCCUGAAAUUGACUAAUCCAAGUUAUGGUGAUCUUAAUCAUCUCGUAUCGGCUGUCAUGAGCGGUAUUACAACUUGCUUACGAUUUCCUGGGCAGCUAAACAGUGAUUUGAGGAAGCUCGCUGUCAAUAUGGUUCCUUUUCCACGUCUACAUUUCUUUAUGGUUGGGUUUGCACCACUGACCUCACGAGGGUCUCAAGGCUUCCGUGCUCUUACGGUACCAGAACUGACCGCACAAAUGUUCGAUUCCCGCAACAUGAUGGCUGCUUCGGAUCCUCGUCAUGGUCGAUACUUGACUGUGGCAACGAUCUUCCGUGGUAGACUUUCCACAAAGGAAAUUGAAGCACAAAUGCAUACAAUUCAAACUAAAAUGAGCUCUUACUUUGUUGAAUGGAUUCCAUCAAAUGUUAAAACUGCUGUGUGCGAUAUUCCUCCAGUCGGUCUUACCAUGUCCGGUACUUUCAUCGGCAAUAGCACAGCGAUCCAAGAACUUUUCAAACGUAUAAACACACAAUUCACCGCAAUGUUUAGGCGAAAGGCUUUCUUACAUUGGUAUACUGGUGAAGGUAUGGAUGAAAUGGAAUUCACAGAGGCGGAAUCAAACAUGAACGAUUUAGUUUCCGAAUAUCAGCAAUACCAGGAUGCAUCCACUGAAGAGGAAGGUGGCGAAUUUGAAGAAGGUGGGGAAGAAUAUGCUGCUGAGGAAGAGGCCGA